AGGGGGAGGAGGAAAUGGAGAAGACGCAGGGAAUCAGAGCAAAGAAGGGAGCGGAGAGGAAGCAGAAGAAGGAGGAGACGAGGAAGGCAACGAGAGCGACGAGAAAGAAAAAGACGGAGAAGUGGUGGAGGAUGACCUUGAAGACUGGGAGGAGAAGCUUAGUCACGGGCCGCUGUAUAUGCUGUAUCUUAAGAUAGAAGAAGGGGACGUGGUAGCGGCUUGGUACCAGGUUCUAGGUCCCCCUGAUCUUGAAAAGGCUCAGCAGGAAGAACCCGAUUCACUUGUGGCACAGUUCGGCGAAGAGGAAUUCGUCGUCCCGGCGUGGUUGCCUCGAAGUCGGGAACUCCAGCUACGUCUGGCAGCGAGGUUCUUCCCACCACCUCCUGAUGCCACUGUUCCGAGACUUUUGCUGUUGCCAGAUGCUGAUCACCAAGAGGUUUUGGAGCGCAUGGGCGUCAGCGGCGUGCAGGUGCUGGCUCACACGCAGCUCACUCUCCAGCAGGAAGCGAUUCAGUCCCUGCCCAGUCUCUCGGCCUCGCCCCUACUGGCCUCCGCUGCUGGUUCCUCCGUGCUGGCGGUGGUAGUAGCGGGCGAGGGCACGGAGGAGUGCGUGCAAGAGUUCGGGCCGCUACACUUGAGCUCGGACACCGCCAGCGCUAACGCCGAGGUGGAACUUUUCUUCCCGGAUUUCCUCGCCGCGCAGGAGAGCCAGGACGAGCCGCAGACGCAGAUGCAGAUCGAGCAGAGGAAGGAGGCCAAGUGA
This is a messenger RNA of Penaeus chinensis, 763 nucleotides long. RefSeq names its product thioredoxin domain-containing protein 6-like. The record is from RefSeq and is a predicted model, not a curated record. NCBI's taxonomy places the organism in Eukaryota, Metazoa, Arthropoda, Malacostraca, Decapoda, Penaeidae. Bases 179 to 763 code for a protein of 194 amino acids. The transcript is spliced from 6 exons.